GUUUAUAAAUACCAUUUGGAUAGGAAUUGGUAGGGUUGACUACAUUAUCAAUGUUAGAAAUUACUGUAUCAUUGUGAGUAGCAAAUGAAAUUAUGUCUAUACAGUCUAUGAAGCCUGAUCUAUGCCAGAGCCCAGAGAAUUCUGACAUUGUAAAUUUUUAGAGGUAAUAUGCAUACACCUGAUUCUGUGACCUGAAACUGACUGAGCCUUCCAUUUGUAAUACAGCUCAGUUUUUUGACCAAGCAAGAGAAGCAAUUUUCUUUUCUGUUUUUGUUCUGCUGAUGAGCAAGUACCCAAACUUCAUGUUAAUUUUUAAAAAAUUUUUAGAGCUUUCAUCAAGAUGGCAGGUCUAGAUGAUUAUCAAUUUUAUGCAACAUUGCGUGAUCAUAAUAACCCAUUCUGGAAGAGAGCUGACUCAAAUCCUGACUUGAUGACUAGUGAUAUGUCAGACGGGCCUGAUCUUCCAUAUCAGCCAAAAUUUGAAAAUGAAACGCGAUAUCCACGCCCAAGUGAUCUUCCUGAGAGACUUCCCUCAACUCCCAAAUCCCCUAGGGAUCGUGGUGAAGCCAUAGCUGGGAGGUAUGCUGAGUUGUCCAUUAGCAUUGUGAGUUUGAUGGGAGAGAACCUGUUGAGUCAUCCAUUCACUGUAUUGCGCAGAGUCUGCCAGGUUGAUGUUAGCAGUAAGAGACAACAUCUACUCCCUAUAACCAUAUUGUAUGCAUCCAUGAAGAGUCAGCAAGGGAUUACAGUACUCUGGAAAGGUCUUGGAUCAGUUCUCAUUGUCAAGGGGCUGACCAUGGGAGUUGAAGAUGUCAUCUCCAAGUUUACCCCUCUCCCAAAAGAUGUUUAUGCAGGCAGCUCAGUUCGAACAGUAAGCCAGCACUUGCUGCUCAAGUGUCUCUCCCUUGCUGUGGUGACACCCUUCUUGGCAGCAUCUUUGGUAGAGACAGUUCAGAGCAGCGUAGCAUGUGAGAGUCCAGGCAUCUUUGAUGUCUUCAAGGAGGGCCUUACCAGACUGCUCUCUUUCACUCAACCACAGAUUGGUCGGCUGCUUCCUAUAUGGCUGGUGGUGGUGCCAACUGUGACGCAUGGUCUCCUGCACUACAUCAUUGGCAAUGCUGCCUCCACCCUAGCGCAGCAUGCUUGUCAUGCACAGUACCUGCAGAAGCAGGGCGCUACAGCACGACGAGAAGGAGCCGUGGCCAAGAACUAUGUCUCAGGAUCUUUCAAUGACACGAGCACGCGACUACAUGCUGCUUUCUUUGGACACUUGGUUGCUGAUGUUCUGCUGUAUCCUAUGGAGACACUUGUUCACAGGCUGCAGCUGCAGGGAACCCGCACCAUCAUCGACAGCCUGGACGCUGGCUAUGACGUCCGUCCUGUGCUCACGCGCUACGAGGGCUUCUGGGACUGCCUCUCCACCACCAUCAGGGAUGAGGGACCCUUGGGGCUCAUGAAGGGGUUCGGUGCAGUGUGCCUGCAGUAUGCAGUGUACGGUGCAGUGCUCAAUAGUCUAGACUCAGUGCUGCGUGCAGGGGUUCGGUGCAGUGUGCCUGCAGUAUGCAGUGUACGGUGCUGUGCUCAAGUUCGGCCACGUCAUCGUGAGGGAAGUAAGCCACGCCUUCGCGGGACCGUCGGCCGCCGCUGCGCCUAAUCAAACCACCACCUCACCCCCCACACCCAGGCCCGUGUACACCUUCCCGGGGGACAGCGGUCGUCCCCCCAGAAUGGGAGGCAGAGGCUACCCUCCCCCCCUCGUCGACUCCUCCCCCCUUAACCUCUCACCCCCCUCUCGACGGGCUUCCCCGCCCCUGCCUCCCAAAUACGGCGUUCAAGACCUAGCCGAUUUUUAGCUACAAAAUUUAGUGUAUAAUAGUUUCGAUGCAUUAUUAUUCGAAUUUCAACGUUAAUAUCAUAAUUAUUUUCUCUGUGAUUUUUCUAAUAGUCAUCUAUUGAUCGUGAUAACCCGUAGACUUCAUUGAGAUGCAAUCAUUUGAAAACGUAAAAGUGCUCUAAAAUUAUCACCUGAAUCACGAUUAAGGUUCUUUCGCUCCAUGUGAUUCAUUCACAGAUUUAUUCUCCUUAAAUUGUUAAUGUAUUGAAUAUAUUUUACUCAGUAUAUUAUUUGCCAGAACAAUUGUAGGUACUGAGAUUAGUUCAGGUUAUCAUUUUAUGUCAAUAUUUGCUUGUACGUCUUUACGAAUGUGCCAUUUUGAGCAGGAUUUUAUGCCGUCAAUUUGUAGAAUGUUCCCAUUGUGGACAAUUGAUUAGUGCGAAUUUAUAAUUUGCCGAGUUUAUUUGUAGCAGAGGAAGCAUAUAUGUUACGAUUUAGUUGUAACUUGAUUUGGUUGAUAUAAAUCUUACUCGAAACAUUUCAAGGCUUUUUAUGUACUUGACCUAUUGUGGUUUACAAGAGAGUAGGCAAUGUUCUCAGAAUAUUUUGCCACUUCCCUAAAAAUGAACCUUUUCCUCACAUGACCUCCGCGACUGUGUUGGACUCUUCAAUGGGUCUUUUGGUCCCUGCCUUUUCAUAAAAAAAUCCACGGGAUUUCGCAUUUCUACGAUUUUAGUUCCUGAGCGACCCUCCCUAGAGCUCGUUGUCUGGGCUGCGAUUAAAUAUGUUGUCUCGUAGUUAUUAUUUUCAUUUAUUUUCUCCAUUUUUAUCGUGUGUGCGGAAGACGCUUCGUUUCUGCGACUUAUAUUGCGAGGUUUUUCGUUUCUGUUGUUGUUAAUCCAUCACCUUUUCAGUCUUCCUCUCAAUAAAUUGCUGACGCUCUUCUCCCUUGCCUGCCUAAGCACACUGGCUCUUUGAGACCAUCCGCCCCUUGUAGGUGAGGAGUAAUCUGGAUAGCAAUAUGUGAUGACUGAGACCUUCAACAUUGUUGGCGAUGAUUACUUAGUGACUCGGGGUGUGAUGGAUGCAUAGCUGGCAUGCUAAUAGCCCUUUUAGUUAUACCAUUUCACUACUGUAGAGUCUGUAGUUGAGAGUUCUAUAUUCUUCAUUAUGACGUGCAAGUAUCACUAUACGCUACUCACUGCUUGAAACCGAUACCAAUGCGUGAUGGUGAACGAGAGCUUCAUCAUGUCUAUUGCGUUCAUAUUUCUCUCUAACUAUGGUUCCUUGCGCGAUUGCACGUAUGGUGAUACUGUGUACAAUGGAAGACAAUUGUAAACUGGUUGCCGCGCAAGUCCUAAGAAGUCUACUAUAAUCCUUGAUUUGAAUAGAUAAUGAUCAAUUUUAAUUCAAUUGAGCACGUUUGAAAAUUCUGUGAACGUCCCAUUUUCACAUCGUGAAUGUUUUAAUUUCUCUUGUCCUUUGAUUUUGAUAUCCAAAUUUUUAUAGGGAUGUCGCAAGUCCGCAAGCAAAUAAAUUGUAUUCAAAUUGAACAAGCCAAUUGUAGACUUUAAACCUAAUAAAUUGUCACCGUUGAGCUUGCGAUCUCUCUAAGCAAUGUUCAGAGAAUGCAGACUGAGGCUGAAUGACUGACUUUCCUAGUCCCUCUAGUGUCAAUGAAGAGUGCGCCUCUAAAUGACACCAUGAGAAUGUGAAUUAUUUUAAAAACUUCUGGUUAUCUCAUUUGUAAUAUCCCAAGAAGCAGAUAAUAUCGUAUAAGCAAUAGCUUAACUUCUUUCAUAUUCUACAACAUAUUUUUUGCAUUCAAAAGAAAAGUAAGUAGGUUUAGCUGAUGUACGUUGGUUAGUUUAUAUUGAAUAAAAAAGAACUGAAAUUGUUUCGUAUUUUCAGGUUUUUCCGCUCGUGGACUGAGGUAGUGGCUCAGCUCUACAUUAAUGAUGGUGUAGGUUGUUGCUCAGAAAGUGUAUAUAUGUACCCAUUAAAUAUCUAUAUGAAUUACUGUGA
Hyalella azteca is the source of this 3859-nucleotide messenger RNA. RefSeq names its product mitochondrial outer membrane protein SLC25A46. The record is from RefSeq and is a predicted model, not a curated record. Gene Ontology annotation, biological process: mitochondrial fission; mitochondrial membrane fission. Bases 341 to 1654 code for a protein of 437 amino acids. NCBI's taxonomy places the organism in Eukaryota, Metazoa, Arthropoda, Malacostraca, Amphipoda, Hyalellidae. The transcript has 9 exons. Gene Ontology annotation, cellular component: mitochondrial outer membrane.